AACAGACGGAGGAAAAAGAAUGCUGUAAGCAUCGAGCCCCUGCAUUGAGCUUGUUCAAGUUCUCCGCUUUCAGAUCCCAAAAGCCUUUUAUUUAUUUAUUUAUUUCUUUUUCCACUUCGAACUUUCAAAGGGCUGUUUCUUAAUUUUUUUCUUUACUCUGAUAAUUCGUCGUCUUUUUUAUCCAAUCUGAAUCCAUUUUCUUGUGCUCUGGAAGAAGAAACCAGAGCUUGAAGAAGAACAACACGAUGGAUGCUCUAAGAAAACAAGCCAGCAAGCUCAGAGAGCAGGUCGCAAAGCAACAGCAGGCUGUAAUAAAGCAGUUUAGUGGGACUGGUUAUGAAAGCUCUGAUGUGGUGGUAAUAGAUGAGUUAGAGAUGCAGAGACAUCAACAGCUAGAGAAAUUGUACAGAUCCACUCGUGCAGGAAAGGAUUUGCAGAAAGAAAUUGUUAAAGCAGCAGAAUCAUUUACUGCAAUAGGGUAUAAACAUAUUGAAACAGGAACCAAGUUGUCCGAGGACUGUUGCAGAUAUGGAGUUGAAAAUAUUAAUGACAAUAUUUUAGCAAAGGGAGCGUCUAUAUAUGGUGAUGCCCGGAAGCAUGUAGAAAAGGAACAAGAGGAGUUUAAUAAGCUGUUAUCUUUACAGGUUUUAGAUCCAUUGAGAGCAAUGAUAACUGGUGCUCCUUUGGAAGAUGCUCGCCAUCUUGCUCAACGUUAUAGUCGAAUGAGACAGGAAGCAGAGGCACAGGCAGCAGAAGUUUCAAGGAGACAAGCACGAGUAAGGGAAGCCCCAAGUCCUGAACAUGUUGCAAAGCUGCAUGCAGCUGAAGCAAAGAUGCAAGAACUUAAAGCGAACAUGGCAGUUUUGGGUAAAGAAGCUGCUGCUGCAUUGGCUGCUGUUGAAUCACAGCAACAAAGAUUGACUUUUCAGAGGCUUGUUUCAAUGGUUUGCAUGGAUUAUGUUGAAGGAGAAAAGACUUAUCAUUUGAGAAUAGCAGCCAUUCUUGGAGAAGUUGAAGCUGAGAUGGUCUCAGAGAAACAGCGGAAAGAGUCUGCUCCCCCUGUGAUUCCAUCAGAUAAUUUUUCUGGGCAAACGAUGUACUUCUUGGCUGAAGCUAUGCAUCCUUUCACUGCAGCAUCAGAGAAGGAAUUAAGCUUGUCCGUCGGCGACUAUGUAGUUGUACGAAAGGUGAGUCCAUCGGGGUGGUCUGAGGGAGAGUGCAAAGGUAAAGCUGGGUGGUUUCCAUCAGCUUAUGUGGAGAAGCGCCAGAGACUACCAACCAAUAAUGGUGCUGCUGAAGCAUAUUAAUUUGUGCCCUAUAUUCGGCUGAUUAUUUUACCUUGCUGCCAACUUUGUUUUGUGUCUAUAAUAACCAAAAAGAGCUGGCAAUCUAUUAUUGAAUGUUUUUUGCCCAAUUCGGAGGACAACAUACUCAAAAAUGUGGUAGGUGUAUAUUCUUUGUUGUACUCUUCCAUGACCGAUUAUUUAAAGAUCCAGAAAAAAAGUUUGUAUUAGUUAUUUUAUAAAGCAAAACAUUUUGUUGGUUUUUGUUAA
This is a messenger RNA of Ziziphus jujuba (common jujube), 1553 nucleotides long. Its product is annotated as SH3 domain-containing protein 3. Bases 246 to 1307 code for a protein of 353 amino acids. NCBI's taxonomy places the organism in Eukaryota, Viridiplantae, Streptophyta, Magnoliopsida, Rosales, Rhamnaceae. The transcript has 10 exons. Gene Ontology annotation, molecular function: protein binding. The record is from RefSeq and is a predicted model, not a curated record.